AGAGCUGAUCAAAAAUACAAUAAACAAUAUUAUUUUCUAUUCACAAAGUCUUCAAUUCGAGUCCUCGUAUACAGAAACUAUCGCGCGAAAGCCACGAUGUCAAUCUAGAUUCUACCCCGCACAAACCAAAUCGGAUCGGCGCAGGGGAAUCCACAAACGGGAUAUGCCUGCGAAUCCGGCCUUUCUGGGCCGUGCUCUCCAGGAUAACCUUUAUACGGACGAACGGAAUCUCUUAUGCGGGCACAAAUCAACGACCAGGUUCACGAGUUUAUGGAAUGAGAAAGCGGAGGUGUCAGGAUGAGAAAGCGGGGGAUUGAUGCCUAUAAUAGAAAGGGACUGGGGUCGCAAUCCGUGAUUUGAUACAAAAGCUACCAGAGCAGUUCCGUGAGGCCGAGAUACAAGGACAAGGGCGUACGGAUGCGAGCGCAGAAUCAACGAUCCACAAUGCGACAAGGACAAGGUCACUCACGUGGGCAUACGGACGAAUGCGCAGGUUGAUGCGAGGGAACACAGUCCUGGUACGAGCGGAGACGGUGGAUUGAUCGAGGGGUGUGUGCGAUGAGAUUGGGAUUCUUGGGAUGCUGGAUGGAUUAGAGAACGAUCAAGGAUCACGGAGUUGUUCGUGUUUGGUUUGUAUGGCCUAUUUGCACUGUUUGUUAUUUCUCGGUGCCGGUAUAUUCAGGCAGCAAUCAGGCCACAGCUGUCCACAUAAUCUCACCGGAAAAAACAACAACAUUCGAUCCAUCCGAAAUAUCUCCAUGUCGAGUCCCACCGUAUUACUAUCGACUCACCGGAUGAGGACUUAGAUAUUUAGCUAGCAAUGUCAUCCGACACGGGUCUUGAAACGCGAUUUUGCUGCCGUGACUUUUGUUGUACAACUGGACCUUUCUGCGAAAUGGUCGAAGCUUCUAUGAUAUGAACGAUAAGAUGGUCUCGAAUCUCUGCUGAAAAAUUGCGCCAGCGGUCUAUUUUAAUUUCCGCUUUAAUGGGCGCACUAUCGUGGAAAGAUCAUGAACUUCAUUGGUUUCUAUCUAGGUCUCCGGGGACCAGUAACUAACUAACUAAGUGGUGUCACGUGACAGACUGUCGCCAGUUGGAGCCAGAAUCACGUGACUAACAGAAUACGGAAGUCGGACUACGGAACGGUUCGCAAAUACCACAAAAAACCAGAAUCCCUUGAAAGGCGUCCUUUUUGGUGAAACGGUUUAAGUUCCGACAGCGACUGAGGUGCGCUGACUGAUUUGCAUUAACUAGGAACUGUUUUGAGGCAAGAAAACAUGUGUUUUUAGAUCGAUUCGCGAAACGAUAUAGUCGCAGAAAUGUUUCAGAAAUAUCGCUACGGACGGAAAUACCGCCUGGUGCGAAAUCGCUCCAUUGCGAACGACAGUCCCGCACAUGGUUGAGUACAGACAUGCGAAUCUCGUAGCGUCACGAAUCUAUCUCAUGCAAUGCAACCACUCCUGCUCGAAUUGUCAAAGCAGAAUGACAGUCUUUCUUGCAAUCGGCGUGUCAGCCACGGAGAAGAACACAGCUAGAUCGACCAUUCUCUUGUUUGCGAUGCACUAGAAAGCGGCGAGGUGCAUUGGUGUUGGUUUUAGCGGGAUAUCAGUGGCAGUGCGACAAGACAAGUGUGGAGGCAGCGCUAAGAAGUUCAUUUUUAUUUGCUUGAACGCCUACUACCCUGGCACAUUUGACUGCGCCGUAUUUAAUAGACAGUAGACCACGGGCCGUUGCAAGUCUUUCUUAUAUGGGUACUUUCUCAUGCGUAAAGAGACAUUUCCAUAGACAAAUGGUAUAUAGAUUAGCAAUGGACACGAUGUAUUCAACGUACUCCUGAAAUGAAACUGAUCAACUGAUUGUAAGAAGACCGACACAAUACCCAGCCAACAAUGGAUAACCUCGACGUGAUACAAUUUCCGACAUUGACAGUCUUGUCAUCAAGCAGCAAUAACCAAUCUUCUGAUACCUCCAACUUACCUAAAACAAUCAAAAAGACUGUCAGGAAAAAAUUGUAUAAACGAACUAUAAGACGAUCGUCAUCAAGCAGCUCAAGUCCUCGAAGAUCAAGCACCAGGAAAUCAUCUCCGCCAUUUACAAACCGAAGACAUAAAUGGAGCAUACUUCAAUAUAAAGAGGGCAAGAAUUGGUCUUUCAAAGGGCGAUCUCGCAAGGCCGUUCCGGAGAGUGAUACAACACCGUCAUCCGCCAAAAUACCCACCCCAUACACGCCUCGGUUGACGAGUUCAGUUUCCUAUGGAGAAUCGCUGUCCGCUCCGCAAUCUACUCAAAGCCCUAUAGUCAUUGAUAGCGAACAUGAUGAGGACCCGCUCACGCCGUCUCCAAUCCGCAACUCCCCAUUAUAUGGACGAAGAACCAGACGGCAAAAUAUCAGCUUUCGUGGAAGGGCACGAUCAUCUUCUUCUGUGCUAUACCGCGACCUACCUACAGAAACACCUAAAGCUCACUUUAUGCCUCUGUAUCCGGAACUGCGAGAUGACACUACCACCGACAUGAGAUUGAUAGAAAGAAUACUCAAAGGACCGACAGCCGAACAACGAGAUCGCAAACGGGGCCUGUUAUACACCGCUGGCCUAGAAGGUGAAACUCGCUACAUUAAAAUCGGGUAUACCGACGGCGACCUUCAGACACGCAUGAAUGCACUGAGCUCUCCGAGGAAGACGGGAACCGUAUACAGUAUAAACGACCUCACCCCUGGUGGCCAAAGCAGGUUUCUGAAUUCCCAUCAUGCCGAACAGAUUAUCCAUUUAGAGUUGUAUAAUCGACGGCACCGAUUCAUUGAGAAAAACCAAUGUGAAUGGUUCAAAUUGGAAAUAGAGGAAGCCCACCGAGUCUGCCGGAAAUGGAGAAAUUGGUUCAGAUAUUGGGAGCCAUAUGACGAGAAGCAGCAACUCAAAGAAUUUUGGAGGGAACGGAUAACCCGAAUACAGGCCCGUGAUCCUUAUGAUGCUGCUAAACAUGGCAGCCUACAUCAGCGGUGGAAUAGAGUUUUGAACCCAACUCGAGUUGGGAUUGUCUGGAGAACGCUUCACAGAUGGCAGACGUGGUUACGCGAGCAAUAUCUUUUCAUCUCCGCUGUUCUGGUACUCGCUUCCUUGGCCAUACAUGUAUAUGGUGUUCUAACCUUCAUUCUGUGGAUUGUUGGCCCUGCUGGUUUUGUGGUCUGGAUUACAGAGACAAACAACCACGGAAAGAAACUUGAAAACAAAGGGCGCUGA
This is a messenger RNA of Talaromyces stipitatus ATCC 10500, 3236 nucleotides long. RefSeq lists its product as uncharacterized. The record is from RefSeq and is a predicted model, not a curated record. Lineage: Eukaryota; Fungi; Ascomycota; Eurotiomycetes; Eurotiales; Trichocomaceae. The coding region runs from base 1890 to 3236 and encodes 448 amino acids. The transcript has 2 exons.